Molecule: messenger RNA, 1020 nt
Organism: Ilex paraguariensis (yerba mate)
Lineage: Eukaryota; Viridiplantae; Streptophyta; Magnoliopsida; Aquifoliales; Aquifoliaceae
Source: the annotation of a GenBank genome assembly
AUGACGAUCAAGGCACAAUCUGCUGGUGAUGCCAUAGAUUAUAAAUGGAAUCCUACAGACCCCAAUUCUGAUAGUUAUGUCUAUCUUCACUUUGCUGAAAUUGAGGUUCUACCCAAUGGAACGCAGCGGAAGCUCUAUAUUUCUUUAAAUGGUGAACCUUACCCAGGUGAACAACCUAUUAAACUCGAAUACCUAAAGGCAACCACCGUAACUACCUCAAAAUGGCCAAUCAAAGGUGCCCAACUUAGUUUUUCUAUAAGCACGGGCGCGGGUUCUGACCUACCUCCCAUCCUUAAUGGCUUGGAAAUUCUUCAGGCGAAGAGCCUCCUUCUUUUGCCGACAAAUCAGGAAGAUGUUGAUGCCAUCAUGAACAUCAAAAAGAAUGUGACAGCGGAGAAAAAAGAUUGGCAAGGAGACCCAUGUCUCCCAAUCAAUUACACAUGGCAGGGUUUGCAUUGCAGCGAUGAAAAUCCUCCAAGGAUCAUCUCAUUCAUUACCGGCAACUUUCAAAUAGUUAUAGGAAGAGGAGGAUCCGGAACAGUUUAUCAUGGCCGCUUGAAAGAUGGCACUCAAGUUGCUGUGAAAAUGCUUUCUCCAUCAUCAACCCAAACAAAGGAAUUCCACACUGAGGUACAACUCUUGAUGAGAAUUCAUCAUAGAAACUUAGCUACACUUAUAGGGUAUUGUGAUGAAGGUACUAAUAUGGCACUCAUCUCUGAAUACAUGGCUAAUGGAAAUGUGAAGCAGCAUCUAUCAGAAAUGGUGGUUGUUGAAGCUGGCAAAGAGGGAUCAGUUAAGUCAAAAACCCGAAAGUUUACCUUUUCUGAGAUUGUGAGCAUUACCGGCAACUUUCAAAUAGUUAUAGGAAGAGGAGGAUCCGGAACAGUUUAUCAUGGCCGCUUGAAAGAUGGCACUCAAGUUGCUGUGAAAAUGCUUUCUCCAUCAUCAACCCAAACAAAGGAAUUCCACACUGAGGUAUGUUACAGCAGUUUGGUAGAGGUUCUUUUCACUAGUUACUAA